AUGACUGUGACUCAUAGCACCAAGAACUCCUUCCGGUUCGGCGUGGAGAUUGAACUACUCCUCGAAAGCCCCAGCAGGAAGUACAAAACAUGGCACUCACUCGCCAUGGACCUAAGCAAGCGUCUGGCAAAGGCCGGUAUCCCUAACCGCGUCGACGGCAGCGGCGACUACAGCGAAUGGAGCAUCGUCCGGGAAGUGACAGUUCAGGAUCCCAACGGCAAAAGCCUUUACCAAUACGGCAUCGAACUGAUCUCCCCCAUCCACACCCCGGCCACCCUCCCCACGCUCACCAAAACGCUCACCCAACUCUUCACCACCCUCACCCUCACCACCACCGCCAUCAUCCCCACCCCCCGCUGCUCCUCCCACAUCCACAUCUCCCGCAGCAGCACCACCAGCCCCCCCGGCCUCACCCCCACGGACCUCGCCGCCCUCCCCCAUCAACUCUCUAGUAGAGCAGGCGCUCGACACCCUCAUCCGGCCCGGGGCGGCGUACGAACAGCCCCCCAUAUUUGUGGACGCAGUCCAACCGGCACGCGUACAAUCCCAUCCCUGGCGGCGUUGUCGCUCCACAGUUCUUUGACGAGGGUGGAUGCCGCCGCUACUGCUGCUGGCUGUAUGCGCGCUCCGGGUGUGGGUGGGGGGGAUCCGGCGCGGCCUGUGGUUGAGGUGAUGAAUUUGGUGGCGAAGGAGUCGCGGUAUGGGGUGGUGAGGGGGAAGAGGGCAGAUUUUGUGCGGGGGAAGACGUGUAAGUGGGAUUUUUCGGGGUUUUUGAGAGCGGAAACAACGACGGGGGGUGGGGAGGUGGUGGAUCGCGGGAUUGCGGGCACGGUGGAGUUUCGGCAGCCGCCGGGGAGUGUGAGGGCGGAGGAGGUGGUGGUGUGGGUUACGCUGGCGGUGGCGUUUGUUGCGGGGGCGGUGGAGGUUGGGAUGGGAUUGGGGGUUGGGGGGGAUGUGAGGGAGGAGGGAGGGUCGUUGGAGGAGUUGUGGGGGUUGUUGAUGAAGGGAAGGGAGGUGGUGGGUUGGGCGGAUCUGGAUGUGUUGGAGGGUUUGUUUUUGGGAGUGGGAAGAUGA
Chaetomium globosum CBS 148.51 is the source of this 1074-nucleotide messenger RNA. RefSeq lists its product as uncharacterized. NCBI's taxonomy places the organism in Eukaryota, Fungi, Ascomycota, Sordariomycetes, Sordariales, Chaetomiaceae. Bases 1 to 1074 code for a protein of 357 amino acids. The record is from RefSeq and is a predicted model, not a curated record. The transcript has 2 exons.